Micropterus salmoides (largemouth bass) is the source of this 3537-nucleotide messenger RNA. RefSeq names its product DNA repair protein XRCC4-like. Gene Ontology annotation, biological process: immunoglobulin V(D)J recombination; positive regulation of ligase activity; double-strand break repair via nonhomologous end joining. The record is from RefSeq and is a predicted model, not a curated record. Bases 163 to 1170 code for a protein of 335 amino acids. The transcript has 8 exons. Lineage: Eukaryota; Metazoa; Chordata; Actinopteri; Centrarchiformes; Centrarchidae. Gene Ontology annotation, molecular function: DNA binding. Gene Ontology annotation, cellular component: DNA ligase IV complex; nucleus; DNA-dependent protein kinase-DNA ligase 4 complex.
UAUCGGAUCACUUUCUGCGCGCCUGUUCAGGGGUGACGCUUGAUGAUGACGUAGCAGCCGACUUCCACGGUGCAGCUCUUCUGAGUUCUUAAAACCAAAGAAAACAUUUAAUCAACAAAACACACCGUCGGACGAACAGGGUGAAGCUGUAGGUCUGCAGAGAUGCACAACGCAGUGCGUGAAAUCAGCAUCUCAUCGGAGCCUGACUCCUCCUACUUCCUGCAGGUGGACUGGAGGGGGCGGGGCUUAGAUUCAGGCUUCCAGUUGCUGCUGACUGAUGGACAGGAUGCCUGGAGAGGAGACGUGAGCGAGGCAGCAGUGUGCAGCGAGGCGGAGGAGCUGGAGAUGGAGACGGAGAGGUACAUCCAGGACCUCCAGCAGGCGCUGACCGAGACAGAAAACUCCAACACGUACAGCUUCACCCUGACGCCGUCUCCACCCGACCACAGCGCCGCUGUCACACUGGCGUACGAGAAGGUUCAGAAGGACAUCUCUUUCAGGUUGGGUUCUGUUUUGCUGAACGCUGUCCCAGAACCGGCUAAGGCCGUGAGAGAGUUACUGAUUCUCAGUCUGCAGAGGGGAAAUAAACUGGAGCGCCUCAACCAGAAACUAGAGGAGGAGAACCAGAGACUGAGACGAGAACAGCAACGCAUCACUGCAGAGCUGAAGCGCUAUGCUGGUGGCAAAGAAGCCCUGGAGGCAGAGCUGUACUCUCGGUUUGUCCUGGUCCUGAAUGAGAAGAAGGCCAAGAUCCGCAGUCUACAGGAAACUCACACACACCUACAGGAAACAAGGAGUUCUGAAAAGGUGGGUUCUGUAAAAUCAGACCGAACAGCCGGUCAGGAGGAGGAUGACUAUGGAGGUAGUACUGAUGAAGAGCCAGAGGAAGUGCAGUCAACUCCAGCCUCCGCUUUAUCGUCCCUGCAAUCUUCUACUGCGAAUCCUCUGGAAGACAACCUUAAGGACAUCACAGACGUGGCCCCCUGUCGCAAGCGACGCUUUCGUCACCUCGGAGCCCCCGACCCUGCGGUUAAAAAACCGAACACACAGAGCUCCCAGAGAAAGAGGACCGACCCCCCUGCAGGAUCCAGUAAGGAGCAGACGCCCCGGCGCUCAACAGAUGCUGCAGCAGCAAGUUCAGCAGCAGAGGACCUGUUUGAAGACUUUUGACCCUGCAUAGAGAGAGAAACAUGAGAACAGCACUGGUUUAUGUUGCAACGGUGUCAUAUUUUUAUACUGAGUUUGUGUAUUAGGAUCAUGAAAUUAUUUAUAAGGAACAACAGGUGGGUGACAAAUGAAGGCGAUAAAAAAAACAACAAAGUGGUAAGAUGUUCCACCUCAAGAAUACUCGUAGGUUCUCCAAGUCUGUGGAGAGAUGAAAAUCAUUCUUCCGAAAUGUAUUCACUCAUUUGUUGUUUUGACGAUGGUGGUGGAUACCAUGGUUGUUUAAAUACCUAAAGGAUCCCUAAAAUCACAAGAACCACCUCAGAAUCCUAAUGUAACACUAGAACCAGCGAAAGGAACUCUUAAACGUCCUAAAGGAUCACUAGACCCAACCUAAGGAACCCUAGAACGUCCUAAAUGAUCAUUACAAUCACCUUAAAGAACUCUAGGACCUUCUAAUGUAACACUAGAUCCACCCUAAGUAACAGUAGUAAUGAUCAUUACAAUCACCUGAAGAAACCCUAUAACGUCCUAAAGGAUCACUACAACCUCCUUAAGGAACCAUAGAACACCCUAGAUGAUUUUUAGAACAGAACCACCUCAAGGAACCCUAGAAUGUCCGAAAGGAUCACUAGAGCACCCUAAAUGAUCAUUACAAUCACCUGAAGGAACCCUAUAACGUCCUAAAGGAUCACUAGAGCAUCGUAAAUGAUCAUUACAAUCACCUGAAGGAACCCUAUAAACUCCUAAAGGAUCACUAGAAACACCUAAGGGACCCUAAAAUAUUCGAAAUGAUCCAAGAACCACCUAACGAUCCUAGAAGAUCACCCAAAGAAACCAUUGAACAUCCUAAACGAUUGUUAGAACCACGUAAAGGAUCCCUAGAACAUUGUAAAUCAUUGUUAGAACCACCUACAAUAACCCUAGGACCUCCUACAGGAUUGCUGCAACCACCCAAAGAUUAUUAAUGAUCGCUAGAACUGCCAAAAAGUCUCAAAUGAUCUCUAGAACCACCUAAUUGACUACUAGAACGUGUGAUCUGGUAAGGCCACAGUGAGCCUCAAUGUCAUGCACGGAAGAAUCUGCUUUCAGUAUGUUCCUCCAGUCACCUCUUCAGGCGUUCCCUUUCAUUUGUGGCCUGUCUGAAGUUCUGUAGAAUCACUACGUAUUUUAAACACUUUUGUAAUGUGCUUCAUGAACUGGAAAUGAAUUGUGACUUUUAGAUAUUUACAAACUUGUCAUUUUAAUAUUUGUACCAAUAAACAACAUGAACGUGUUAUUUUUUUUCAUGUAAAUUACAAGGUUGUUUGUGUUUAUUUUUUAAAUGACCUUUAAAGGGGAACUCCAUUUUACAUGUCAAUAUCAAUGCACUAGUUCAGAGGGGUUCUUGCGUCUCGUUCAGCAUUUCUUUCACCAGUCGAUCUGAAAAAGUGACGUGCGGUCCUGUGUUUUGCUUUCCAUAUUCUAACACUAAGUCCACUCAUAGCAGGUAAUAUUAAAAAAAUGCUGACCUCUGUGGUUUUAACAAACUUAAAACAACAAUACAAACAACAACGGCGAUCAAAAACAACAGGUCCCAUGAAACCUGAUCAGCAAGGCAGAACAAGAACUUAGACCACCGUACCUUGGUUUCAACCCUAUUUAUAAAUCUCACCUUUCCAGCUUUAAUAAAUCUCUGGUGUCUAAAAACUUCUACAGCGUCGACUCUGUUCCGCUGUUAUUUCAGACGUGAACGAAUUGGAACUCCUGGACUCGCUCAUGGACUCUUCUGUCGAGCCGUGACGUUUAAUGUUUGGUCUGUGGACUCGAGCAACACAGUCACGCGCAUCGCUUGGUUGCCAUUGGGAAGUCUAAAGAGACGCAAAGCAUUUUGGGGCGGUUGAGUGUGUCCAGUAAACUCACAGCGCAGAAAUUCCUGCUAAUCUAGUACACAUAGGGCUUUUCUCACAGUGAGAGUAGUACGUUGGUAGAGAUUCUUGAUGUGUUCAAAAUCAAAAAGCAUACUUUUUCUUUUUACUCGUAGUAGCAGCUGCCCUUACAAAUGACGUAUAAUAUGAUAUACAUACUACUUCGGGUCAGAAUAGCCAGGAAAGCAUGCUGGACUGCAGGCAUGCUGCAUUUGACGUCAUAUGUAGUGGGACUUUCUAAAUAUUUUUCAUAUGGUAAUGUGACAGUUGAAACAGGGACCCUCUGUUUAAGGCUGGAUCUUUAGUUAUUAGUGUUGUUACAGAUGUCAACAGGAUUUUUAAUGAGGGGUUGUUAAUUCUGGAACAGAAUCUGGAAGUUCUGGUUUCACUUCGGCUCUGAAUAGUGUCACCUCUGAGGGGGUUUCAAACCCACCUUUAAUGCUUUUUCUGACCUUUUUUUUUUUUU